CUUCAGUUUCGUUUAUUGUAAAUCCUGAAGCCAUGGCGUCUGCUGCUCAAAGAAAUGAACUUCUCUGUUCCAUCUGUCUAAACAUAUAUACAGAUCCUGUAACCCUGAGAUGUGGACACAACUUCUGCCGGGUCUGUAUUGAUCAGGUCCCGAAUGUACAGGAGGAGUCUGGAGUUUAUUCCUGUCCUGAAUGUCGAGCUGAACUGAAGAGGAACACAACUCUACACAAUAGAGCAGAACAUCUACUGCCUACUCAGACACAUCAGGAGGAGACGACUGGGAUCUGCUGCACCUACUGUAUUAACUCUUCUGUACCUGCUGUAAAGUCCUGUCUGCACUGUGAGGCUUCUCUAUGUGAUGGUCACCUGAAUGUUCACAGCAAGUCACCAGAACACGUCCUGACUGAUCCCAGCACUUCCCUGAAGAACAGGAAAUGCUCCAUCCAUAAGGAACUUUUAAAGUACUAUUGUCCUACAGAUGCUAUCUGUAUCUGUGUGUCCUGUUCAUUGGCCGGAAAACAUGGGGGACACCAGGUGGAGAUGAUGGAUGAGGCCUCUGAGAAGAAGAAGAAAAAACUGAGGAAUGUUCUCCAGAAACUGAUCACAAAGAGAGAGGAGACUGAGGAAAGAGUCCGGAGUCUGGAGGAACGCUGGAGAAAAGCUCAAGAGAAAUCAUCUGGAGAAGCGGAGAGAGUCACUGCCCUGUUUAUAGACAUGAGGAGACGGCUGGACGACCUGGAGAAGAAGGUCCUGAGUGAGAUCUCCAGGCAAGAGGUACAGGUGUCUGCUCUGAUCCAUCAGCUGAAAAUAAAGAAGGACGAGCUGUCCAGGAAGAUGAGAUACAUUGAGGAGCUGUGUAACAUGACGGAUCCACUGACUGUCUUACAGGAACCAGACACAGGUGACUUGUGUGAUCCUGAGGAGGGGGGAGGUGAUGAGGACACAGGGGGACAUGAUAAGACAUAUGAUGUAGAUGUGAUUACAGGGAUGAUACAUGCAGGCUUCUCUGAUAUAAUGACAUAUCUACAGAACAUCUCACCUGCAAAACCAGGUAAUAAGAGGAAACGCUACCACUGGGACCGAUCUCCACCCAGUCACACAAAAGCUUCUCCUGUGUCAGGUACAGAAUAUGGGGGCAAUUGUGUAACAGUCAGGACUGGGGGUGCUGGGGAGGAGGUAAUAGCUGUAGGAAAGGUGGGGAUCUAUGGGGAGGGUCCUGCAGACAUAUUACUGGAUGUAAAGACAGCUCAUAAUAAUCUCCACAUAUCAGACGACCUGAAAACUGCAACAUGGACAAAAAUAACACAGAAUCGUCCAGAAACAGCAGAGAGAUUCCAGUAUUAUCAGGUGAUGAGCAGCCGGAGAUUUACCUCAGGACGACAUUACUGGGAUGUGGAGAUCAGUAGAUCAGGAUGGUGGAUGGUGGGGAUGUGUUAUCCCAGUAUAGACAGGAGGGAAGAUCAGUCACGCAUCGGAGAUAAUAACAAGUCCUGGAGUUUGUGGGGAGGGAAGGCAUGUUAUAAUCAGUAUUCAGUGGUACAUGACAAUAAAGCAAAUCUGUUACCUCACCAGAUCUCCAGUGAUAGAGUCAGGAUCUGUCUGGAUUAUGGGGCCGGGCAGCUGUCCUUUUAUGAGCUGUGUGACCCCAUCAGACACUUACACACCUUCACCACCACCUUCACCGAGCCCCUUCAUGCUGCAUUAUAUGUAUAUAAUGGUUCUUUAAAGAUAUUAGGGGGAGGAGCAGCUGGGGAAAACUGAGAAAUGUGUGAGAAACUGAGACAGCUGUUGAAAGUGCUUCAAUCUAAGACAUUCAUUUUCAGAUGCAUUUUCAACAAAAAAAAUACACUGUGUGAACAAUUUCACAAAUUAACAAAAAAAAAAGGAAAAAAACAGUGUAUAAAUAUAACCAUAAUUUUAAUUUUGUGGUCAACAAUUAAAAAAAUUGUGCUCACAUGUGGUACUUGGAAAAAAUACAGGAAAAUAUUUUGCAAUGACAACAGAAAACACAACAUACAAAACACGUGAGCACAGCCAAAUAAUAGCAAAUAAACGUCCAUUGCCAAAAAUAUAAUGUUUAUUGGGUGUUGGGUGAAUGUAUAAAUGUACAUAAAAUGACCAAUAUAGUAAUGACAAUGGUUAUUUGUACUCAAUAUUCAUUUCUUUAUCAAUUGUCAUCUAUAA
Molecule: messenger RNA, 2183 nt
Organism: Hyla sarda
Lineage: Eukaryota; Metazoa; Chordata; Amphibia; Anura; Hylidae
Product: E3 ubiquitin-protein ligase TRIM39-like
Exons: 1
Coding region: 33-1760 (575 amino acids)
Molecular function (GO): zinc ion binding; protein binding
Source: RefSeq, a predicted model, not a curated record